AUGGACAAUACUGCUAGCGGGAUUGAAGAACCGGAGUUCAGCAGCCUUCGUACUGUUGUGUAUGAUGGUCUACCACUACGCCAGCUGACCUCUUUGGAAAUCAAUGAUAUGGAGAGAGCAACUGUUGCAAACGAAACAUGGGUACCGUUGGAAGGCAUGCAAAUCAUCGAUCUAGAGCUUGGAACAGAAUUGCAACUUAGCAACAGCAGCCUGGCUAAGCGGGGGGGAGACAACCGGGCAGUCAUGUAUGGAAGGAAUGGUUGUGAGGGGGUGGAAUAUCUUUCGGUAGCCCAUUUUGGUUGUGACCUCGCUUGCUUCAAUGUCAAAACUGGGGAGGGAUAUGGGUUUGGGAGUGCAUGGUUAUGGCAGCAAGUCCCUAUUUUCUAUAAGCCGACUGCUCAGAUUUACCACCAACUAGACUGUGAAGGCUCCAGAUCGCAAGAGGCGAAAGUUUACUUUGUGGGCUAUGAUUCCGCUUAUGAUGGCACGUAG
Molecule: messenger RNA, 492 nt
Organism: Glarea lozoyensis ATCC 20868
Lineage: Eukaryota; Fungi; Ascomycota; Leotiomycetes; Helotiales; Helotiaceae
Exons: 2
Coding region: 1-492 (163 amino acids)
Source: RefSeq, a predicted model, not a curated record